UUCAAAAAGCCUUAACCUCCCUGCAAUUUAAUGGUAAUCAAUUUAAUUUUGAAGUAGAGGAAAUAUUAAAAGAAAUAAUUCAAAAAAGAGACAGUUUGCUGGAUACAGAAUCAGAUUCUGGUAAUGAUACACUUUACUAUGAUUUACAUAAGUUAUGA
Racocetra persica is the source of this 158-nucleotide messenger RNA. The record is from the annotation of a GenBank genome assembly. Lineage: Eukaryota; Fungi; Glomeromycota; Glomeromycetes; Diversisporales; Gigasporaceae.